This is a messenger RNA of Odocoileus virginianus texanus, 11015 nucleotides long. The record is from RefSeq and is a predicted model, not a curated record. NCBI's taxonomy places the organism in Eukaryota, Metazoa, Chordata, Mammalia, Artiodactyla, Cervidae.
CAGUUGAUGGACCUGUUCCAGGUCAGAUGGACUCAGGGCCAGUGUACCAUGGGGACUCACGGCAGCUAAGCGCCUCAGGGGCGCCAGUCAAUGGUGCUAGAGAACCUGCUGGACCCAGCCUGCUGGGCGCCGGGAGUCCUUGGCAAGCAGACCAGAAGCCCGGCUGGGACACGGCCCCAGGACCAGCUCACACCGCUCGCCUGGAAGAUGCCCACGACCUGGUGGCCUUUUCGGCUGUGGCCGAAGCUGUGUCCUCUUAUGGAGCCCUUAGCACCCGGCUCUAUGAAACCUUCAACCGUGAGAUGAGUCGUGAGGCUGGGAACAACAGCAGGGGACCCAGGUCCGGGCCCGAGAGCUGCUCUGCCAGCAGUGAAGACCUUGACACGCUGCAGGCGGCGCUGGCCCUCGCGCGGCAUGGCAUGAAACCGCCCAAUUGCAACUGCGACGGCCCGGAGUGCCCUGACUACCUCGAGUGGCUGGAGGGGAAGAUCAAGUCUGUGGUCGUGGAGGGAGGCGAGGAGCGGCCUCGGCUCCCAGGGACUCUGCCUUCUGGGGACGCCGGCCUCCCGGCGCCCAUCACUGGGCCACUCCUCAACGCCGAGGUCCCCCAGAUACCUCCUCUGGAGGGCCUGCCCCUGUCCCAGAGUGCCCUGAGCAUCGCCAAGGAGAAAAACAUCAGCCUGCAGACCGCCAUUGCCAUCGAGGCCCUCACACAACUCUCCUCUGCGCUCCCCCAACCUUCUCAUGCCACCUCCCAGGCUUGCCCGCUUCCCGAGGCCUUGUCCCCUCCUGCCCCUUUCAGAUCUCCCCAGUCCUACCUCCGGGCUCCCUCGUGGCCUGUGGGCCCUCCUGAAGAGCACCCGUCCUUUGCUCCUGACGGCGCUACCUUCCCUGCAGCAACUCCGAGAACAGAGUUUCCUGAGGCCUGGGGCACCGACACCCCACCGGCAACUCCCCAGAGCUCGUGGCCCAUGCCUCGCCCAAGCCCUGACCCCAUGGCUGAACUGGAGCAGUUACUGGGCAGUGCCAGCGAUUACAUCCAGUCAGUAUUCAAGCGGCCCGAGGCCCUGCCCACCAAGCCCAAGGUCAAGGUUGAGGUGCCCUCGUCCUCCCCGUCCCCUGUUCUCCAGAGGGAGGCGCCCACCCCGUCCUCGGAGCCUGACACCCACCAGAAGGCCCAGACGGCCCUGCAGCAGCACCUCCACCAUAAGCGCAGUCUCUUCCUGGAACAGGCCCACGACGCCUCCCGCCCGCCGCCCUCGGAGCUUCCUGCUCCUGGCUGGUGGGCGCCACCCAGCUCACCUGCCCCUCGGCCUUCCGACAGACCACCCAAGGAGAAGAAGAAGAAGCCCCUGGCACCGGCUGGAGGCCCCGUGGGAGCCGACAGAGCUGGCCCUGGGGUCAAGCCCGGUGUCCGGAAGCCCGUUCACAUCAAGAAGUCCAGGCCACGAGAAGCGCAGCCCCUCUUCCCGCCUCUGCGGCAGAUCGUCCUGGAAGGACUGAGGCCCCCAGCCUCUGAGGACGUGCAGGCUCACCCACCUGCCCCCGUGCCCGCCUCACAGGGCUCUGUUGUCCCCCUGCCCCCAGAACCUUCUCUUGCGCUAUUUGCACCUAGUCCCUCCGGGGACAGCCUGCUGGCCCCUACUCAGGAAAUGAGGUCUCCCAGCCCCGUGGCAGCCCUGCACCCAGGCUCCACUGGCCCUCUUCCCCCUGCUGACGACAAGCUGGAAGAGCUCAUCCGGCAGUUUGAGGCUGAAUUUGGGGAUAGCUUUGGGCUUCCCGGCCCCCCGUCUGUGCCCAUUCAGGACGCUGAGAACCAGCCAACUUGUCUCCCAGCCCCCGAGAGCCCUUUUGCUGCCCGCUCUCCCAAGCAAAUCAAGAUCGAGUCUUCAGGGGCUGUGACUGUGCUCUCAACCACCUGCUUCCAUUCAGAGGAGGGAGGCCAGGAGGCCACACCCACCAAGGCCGAGAACCCACUCACACCCACCCUCAGUGGCUUCCUGGAGUCGCCUCUCAAGUACCUGGACACGCCCACCAAGAGUCUGCUGGACACGCCCGCCAAGAGAGCCCAGGCCGAGUUCCCCACCUGUGACUGUGUGGAACAAAUAGUGGAGAAAGAUGAAGGUCCAUAUUAUACUCAUCUGGGAUCUGGCCCCACAGUAGCCUCCAUCCGGGAACUCAUGGAGGAGCGGUACGGAGAGAAGGGGAAAGCCAUCCGGAUCGAGAAGGUCAUCUACACGGGGAAGGAAGGGAAGAGCUCACGUGGCUGCCCCAUCGCAAAGUGGGUGAUCCGCAGGCACACGCUGGAAGAGAAGCUGCUCUGCCUGGUGCGGCACCGGGCGGGCCACCACUGCCAGAACGCCGUGAUCGUCAUCCUCAUCCUGGCCUGGGAGGGCAUCCCCCGCAGUCUCGGAGACACCCUCUACCAGGAGCUCACCGACACCCUCCGGAAGUACGGGAACCCCACCAGCCGGAGAUGUGGCCUCAACGAUGACCGGACCUGCGCUUGCCAAGGCAAAGACCCAAACACCUGUGGUGCCUCCUUCUCCUUCGGUUGUUCCUGGAGCAUGUACUUCAAUGGCUGCAAAUAUGCUCGGAGCAAAACUCCUCGCAAGUUCCGCCUCGCUGGGGACAACCCCAAAGAGGAAGAAGUGCUCCGGAAGAGUUUCCAGGACCUGGCCACCGAAGUUGCCCCCCUGUAUAAGCGGCUGGCGCCCCAGGCCUAUCAGAACCAGGUGACCAAUGAGGAAAUAGCGAUUGAUUGCCGUCUGGGGCUGAAGGAAGGGCGGCCCUUCUCGGGGGUCACAGCCUGCAUGGACUUCUGUGCCCACGCCCACAAGGACCAGCAUAACCUCUACAACGGGUGCACAGUGGUCUGCACCCUGACCAAGGAAGACAAUCGCUGCGUGGGCAAGAUCCCCGAGGACGAGCAGCUGCACGUGCUCCCCCUGUACAAGAUGGCCAGCACGGACGAGUUCGGCAGUGAGGAGAACCAGAACGCCAAGGUGGGCAGCGGGGCCAUCCAGGUGCUCACCGCCUUCCCCCGCGAGGUCCGGCGCCUGCCCGAGCCUGCCAAGUCCUGCCGCCAGCGGCAGCUUGAAGCCAGGAAGGCAGCAGCCGAGAAGAAGAAGAUCCAGAAGGAGAAGCUGAGCACUCCUGAGAAGAUCAAGCAGGAGGCCCUGGAGCUGGCUGGCAUCACCACUGACGCAGGCCUCUCUCUGAAGGCUGGGUUGUCCCAGCAAAGCCUGAAACCCUCCCUCAAGGUGGAGCCGCAGAGCCCCUUCAGCUCCUUCAAGUAUAGCGGCAACACGGUGGUGGAGAGCUACUCGGUGCUGGGCAGCUGCCGGCCCUCCGACCCCUACAGCGUGAACAGUGUGUACUCCUAUCACUCCUACUAUGCACAGCCCGGCCUGGCCUCCGUCAACGGCUUCCACUCCAAGUACGCGCUUCCGUCGUUCAGCUACUACGGCUUCCCGUCCAGCAACCCGGUCUUCCCCUCUCAGUUCCUGGGUGCUGGUGCCUGGGGGCACAGUGGCAGCAGCAGCAGUUUCGAGAAGAAGCCAGACCUCCACGCUCUGCACAACAGCCUGAGCCCAGCCUACGGUGGUGCUGAGUUUGCCGAGCUGCCUGGUCAGGCUGUUCCCACAGACACCCACCACCCCGCUUCUCACCACCAGCAGCCUGCUUAUCCAGGCCCCAAGGAGUAUCUGCUUCCGAAGGCCCCCCAGAUCCACCCAGUGUCCAGGGACCCCUCUCCUUUUGCACAGAGCUCCAAUUGCUACAACAGAUCCAUCAAGCAAGAGCCAGUAGAUCCACUGGUCCACACUGAAUCUGUAUCCAGAGAGCCUGGCAAGAUGGGCAAAACACCUUUGCCUGAGGCAUCUCAGAACGGGGGUCCCAGUCAUCUAUGGGGACAGUACUCAGGAGGCCCAAGCAUGUCCCCCAAAAGGACUAACAGCGUGGGUGGCAGCUGGGGUGUGUUCCCUCCUGUGGAAAGCCCCGCCGUCAUCCCUGAUAAGCUCGGUUCUUUUGGGGGUGCCUGCCUGACCCCUUCCCACUUCCCUGAUGGCCAGCAUCAGUGGGGGUUGUUUCCUGGCGAGGGACAGCAGCCAGCCCCCCAGCCUGCAGGACGGCUGCGAGGCAAGCCGUGGAGCCCCUGCAAGUUUGGAAGCAGCUCCUCGUCCUUGGCUGGGCCCGGCCUGGCUGAGAAGCCCUGGGGGGUGGGGGCAGGGGACUUCAGCUCCGCCCUGAAAGGUGGGCCUGGAUUCCAGGACAAGCUGUGGAGCCCCUUGAAAGGGGAGGAGGGGAGGAUUCCAACCCCGGGAGCGAGCCAGCUGGACAAAGCCUGGCAGUCCUUCGGCAUGCCCCUGGGCCCCAGUGAGAAGCUGUUUGGGGCCCUGAAGUCCGAGGAGAAGCUGUGGGAUCCCUUCAGCCUGGAGGAGGGGACAGCAGAGGGGCCCCCUAACAAGGGGACUGUGAAGGAGGAGAAGGGCAGCGGGGGCGGCGCCGGUGGAGCGGAGGAGGAGGAGGAACUGUGGUCGGACAGCGAACACAACUUCCUGGACGAGAACAUCGGCGGCGUGGCCGUGGCCCCCGCUCACGGCUCCAUCCUCAUCGAGUGUGCCCGGCGGGAGCUGCACGCCACCACGCCCCUCAAGAAGCCCAACCGCUGCCACCCCACCCGCAUCUCGCUGGUCUUCUACCAGCACAAGAACCUCAACCAGCCCAACCACGGGCUGGCGCUCUGGGAGGCCAAGAUGAAGCAGCUGGCGGAGAGGGCGCGGGCACGACAGGAGGAGGCCGCCCGGCUGGGCCUGGGCCAUCAGGAGGCCAAGCUCUACGGGAAGAAGCGCAAGUGGGGGGGCGCCGUGGUCCCCGAGUCCCAGCAUAAGGAGAAGAAGGGGAUGGUGCCCACCCGGCAGGCGCUGGCCGUGCCCACGGACUCAGCGGUCACCGUGUCCUCCUAUGCCUACACGAAGGUCACCGGCCCCUACAGCCGCUGGAUCUAGGUGCCAGGGAGCCAGCGUACCUCAGCGUCGGGCCCGGCCCGAGCUGCCUCUGUGGUGCUUUCGCCCUCACACCUGGGGGCGGGUUGGGGGUGCAGAAGUCUUUUUAUCUAUAUAUACAUAUAUAGAUACGCAUAUAUAUGUAUUUAUGGUCCAAACCUCAGAACUGACCCGCCCCUCCCUUCCCUCCCCCCACCCCCACUUCCCCAGCACUUUGAAGAAGAAACUACGGCUGUCGGGUGAUUUUUUUCGUGAUCUUAAUAUUUAUAUCUCCACAUUGGUUUUUUUCCCUCCCUUGUUUGGGGGGGCUUUUAUUUUCUCUUGUUUUUAAAACUCUAUCCUUGUAUAUCACAAUAAUGGAAAGAAAGUUUAUAGUGUCCUUUCACAAAGGAGUAGUUUUAAAUUCCAUUUAAAAUGUGUAUUUAUUGGAUUUUUUUUUUAAGUGACAAUUGUAAUGGUAAAGGAUCGGCAGGAAAGGCCAGAAGCACUCAUUCCUGCCCAGGUGUGCUGGGCCUGGUGAGCCUGGCCCUCUUGGGAGAUGACGAGGUUCUCUCAGCCAUCGGCCCCUCAUGAGCCAAGUGCAGGUCGUAGCCACCCACUGCAUCCCCCUGACAGACACGCCUUCCCUUCAGGGGAGGGAGCCCUCAGGACAGCUUCUGUCCUCUUCAGUAGGAUGGGAGAAUCUGUAGAAAAACCCCUGGGGUCCCUUUUCCAGUCCCCGGCUUGGAGUCGGGUAUGGGGGGGCAGGCGCACCCCAGGCCAGGCACCUGAGAUGCUGGCAUAGAUCUCCCCCGAAACCAGGUUGGAAGUAGAUAGCUUCAAGCUUGCUAGUCUCCACACUGAAUCCUCUCUGUCCAUUAGCUAUCAAGUCACGUGGUACCGUGGUCCCCUCGGCAGCACCUCGGGACGGAGCUGGAAUCAAGAGGUUCUCGGGAGCCUUUUUCCACCAAGCUGACUAGCCGAUGAAUACUGGCUGAAGGAAUUUGUCUUAGUGGCAGGUUUAAAAAAAAAAAAAUGCCUCCAAAGUCGAUGCUGAUACCGAAAAGGGCUACUGUAUCUUUAAGAACAAGAAGUCGAACCCAAGCUGUGAAAAGCCGAGCCUGGUGCUGCAGUGCUGUGCUGGGGCCUCCUUGAUCGGGCAGGCCGCCCUGCGGGACUCCGCACAGCAGUGAGACAGCUGUAACGCAUCUCCUUAUCCCUGGAUUUCACAUUGGACAAUGGUGCAUGCCUCACACCUGAGCCCACCCCUCCAUGCUACCAUUUGAGGAGUGGGCCUACACUUAACAAUUUUUAAAUGCAAGAGUCAAACAUUUUCAGCAGGUAGCUAUGAUUUUCCUCCCUAAUUGGUGCCAUUUCUCUAUUUGGUCAUUUUCUCCUUUCCUUCCUUCCUCCCCUCUCCACCCACUUGAACAUGCCCAUUCUAAAAUUCUGGUGCAUUCGUUCAGUUCUUUGAAAUGAGAAUGUGGUGCUUAAUUUUUUUGACAUUUGUUGAGAGAGGUUGGGCCUGACAGGUAGGAAGCAACAUUCGUCGACAGCACGUCAGACUUCUUGGAGUGUGUGUUUUUCCUGUGGUAUUAGCAGAAAUGAUGUCCAGCUACCCAUGUGGAUGUAUGUGGUGCGUGAGAGGCUUCAUAAGGACACAGAGGGGAAUAUGGCCACGCAGUGAUUGACAGCCAAACCCUGAGAUAAACAUCAGAUAUUUAUUGAGCAGUUUUAUUCAGAUGUGGGUCUUCAUAUGAGUUUAACAAUCAGAUGACGAUGCUAAAGGCAAGUUCCUGAGCUUCCAGGUGCCUUGUGUAAGAGCUGAGAAUCGACCCGCUGGGUGUUUACUGUAACUGUUCCAGCAGCACUGGCGGAGACUCGCUAUGAGAUGUCCUGAGCAUUUAUGUGGUCUGGUUUUAAUUGUAAAUAGUGAAAAAAAAUUUUUAAGCACUUUUGCCUAGAUUUAAACAGCAACUUGAAAAAAGUAUGUUUUAACAUGUAAUUGUGGGAGAAAUUGUAAAUAGUAGCUGAAUAUUUAACGUGCUUUGUCUAGCCUUCACUUUUACCAUAUUCUGUAAAGUUGCAUUUAUUUUACAGGACAAAAAUGAAAUAUUAUUGCUUUUGAAAUAAAUACCCAAGAGCUUAUCAGGAUUUCGAAUUAUUCAGAACUCAGAUUUAUAGGAAAACCUCUGACCUUCAGUUUGACAAGCUAAAGGAAGCAGAGUCUUUAAUGAGCAUGCUGAUUUUCUAGUUUUGAGGAAAAGUUGGGUCCUUUAAAUGCUAUUUUGCUUAACGCAUCAGUACUUUUAUGCAGGUCUCAUUUGACUCCGUGCUUAGGUAGAUGCGGGGGUGCCUUGAAAACUUCAUUUUAAAUUAUCUUAAACAAGAAAUACAAUAUUUUACAAAACAUUUGGAGAAUGUGACCGUCUGUAUGACCCGGGAAAGCCCCAGGUUGGCUGUUGGUUUGGAAGGUCCCGAGUGUAACCCAGGUGAUUCUGAUACUUGGCAUGUAUGAAUCUCCUUGAUGUGUGUUUAAUAGACUCUUCCCCUCAUCACCCUUGGUAGCAAAGCCAUUAGAUGAAAGGAGAAACCAAUACAAUCUAAAAGCAUGUGAUGUCUCUCCCCCACCCCCAACCCAAACAGCCUUUGGUUCAUAAAUUCUGGAUUAGCAAAUAGGCUGCUGAGAAGUGAGUCAAGAGGCAGUCUCCAUUGGAUGUCCCCAUGCCCUCCAGAACGGUGUUUCAGAGAUUAGGUGGUGCUGUUGCCAUGCUCAAGCCCAUGCUGAUUUUUACACACUACAUGUAUAACCUACCUCAAAUCUCAGUCAUUAAAUUAGCAUGCUUUAGACGUAUGUUUAAAAAGUAACUAUGCACAGCUCUUUAUCCCCUCCCCCUUGCUGCUGAAGGUUUCUUAAAGAGAAAAAUGGAAUUUUUAUUUUUUACUGGCACUAUCAUUUUUUAAGUCCUAAAGAUGAUUAACAGACAUUUUUAUCAUGAGAAGAAAAAUAAAGCCAUUGCAACUAAAGAACCUAACAGCAUGACCAAGUUUUAGGAAUAAUAGUCUAGCAACAGAAAUGAUGGAGUCCUAGAGUCAUCUCCCCCAGUGUGCCCUGUCCACAGAUGCCAUCCACGUGCAGUGCAGACAGUUGGUUCUUCUUUUGUUUUCCCUGCCUUUUUUGCAUGCAAGGAAAGUACUUGCAAAGUUUUGUGCUAAGAAGUUUUUAAAAUAAAAAAAUCGCUUUGCGGCAGGUUCUCGCAAAAUAACUGGUGCUAGCUCAAGAAACCGUUAUCUAACCAUCAGAAAUGUUGACUGAAGUGUUUCAUGGCUUUUGAGGUUUCUUGUUUUCGUUAUUGUUUGGUGUGUUUUCUGGCAGGGCCUGGGUUUCCCACUCUGGCUAUGUGGGUACUGCCUCGCCGUCUCACUGAGAUGACAGGUGCGCAGGGAAAGAGAUCCUACCCGCCCCUCUUGGUCCUCUCACCAGCCUCUUUUGGAAACAGUAGUUUGCAGAGCAAGGGAUUUAAAAGUGCUGAAGCAAGGAAGGAAGGAAGGAGCAGAUCUUAAUUGCUUUGUGCCCAACAGCAGUGGGUAUGCGAGGACGGGUGACAGUGAGUAGAUGGUAACCUGAUUCCAUUAAGAGAACCCAGCCAGGCUUCAUGAAGUUGACCACCGCCAGACCUCACACCAGGGCAGUGCUGCGGAAAUUAAAAUGAUAGCCCCGACGUGCCUCAACCAAUCUCUUUCCUUUUGUUACUGAAGUGUGUUUUAUGGACUAGGAAGCAUUUUUAUGAAUUGAAAUAGUCUAAAUAAAAUGGUGCUAUGGUGUUUUAAUGUGACUGUCCCUGAUCCUGUCCUGCUGAGGUGCUAUCAAGGUUCUGAAACCACAACCAACCAAAAACAAGGUGGGCUCCAGUCUCUUGGCUUCUUCCCCUGCCCCCUUUUGGUGCUGUCUCCUUAGACUUCUGUUUACGUGCUAGAACCUGCUCUGAGCAGUUUUUCUGUUUUGUUCUAUUCCUCCCUUGCUGGCCAGACAGAAAGGCAAGUCUCAAAGGCAGCCAGCCCUCUUACUGGGGCGGGGAGUGGGCCUGCCUGGCUUGGAGGUGGCGGGCACGCUGGUUUCACAUGUGUCCUCUUGGGUCUAUCAAGAAAGGAAGCAUGAAGAGGUUUGGGGUUUUUUUUUUUUUGGAGGAAGGGGAGGCAGGUACUCCUGCGUCUUCUAACAGGGCAGGCAUUCUCAUAGCCGACAGACGUUUUCUCCUGCUGUCCAGGGUGCUGACUAGAUGUCUCUGAGAGUUCCAAAGGUGCUCUGCAGGCUCGGGUGGGCGGAUGGGCCUCCUCCCCUCCCCAGCACUGGCCAGGACCGUGGUGGGCAGGGGGCUCAUUCCUUUGCUCCUCACAGCCUUUGCCCCAGCAUCCAGCAUUGCUUCUGCCUCUCAUUGGUAUCCCCUCGUGUUCAAACUAAAGGAAGGAGCUUUGCUCACUUGGUGCCACUGAGGCUGUUUUUAGUUGGUGCUAUUCUAAAUUUCUUCUUGGGUCCACAAAAGUUGAUAUUUUAAAAAUUCAACAGGAAGCUCCAUUUUGUGUCAUCCACUGUCACAAUAAUUUUUUUUAAAUACCUCAAAAACAGGACAUCAUGACAACUUUGGUAAAGUAGAUUCCAGGAGGCUCUGAUACGUACGGGUUGUCCAUUUGAUGACCUACUUGACCUUGAAGAAUCUGGGGUCAUUUUAUUUUUCAUUCUUCAGUUAAAAUGGCAGAAUGCUUAGAGGAAGGACUGUGGUUGACUUUUAUUUUGUUUGCUUUUAAGUUUUGCUUUUGAAUAAAAUGUGAAUUUCCUCUGCCCAUCUCAUUGAGCUUUUUCAGUCAUUGUUGCUGUCAUUUGAAAUGACUCCCUCACAACCUAUUUUUAUUAACCAGCUGCAUCUGCUGUAGUACAUGGCCAACUUCAACAUACCCUGGACCAACCUGAAUAUUUUUUGAGGUGCAUACCCCCAGCAUAGGUUAUACAGUCCCGCGCGCACUCGCACGCACAGGGAGAGUUUCUCCACGGGCGAGGCCCCGUCUCGGCACUCCCAGCCCUUCCUUCCGCAGAGCUGCCAACAAAAGAAAAGCAAUAGGCUUCUUCCCUGAGCAGAGAUUGCAGCACAGAAAUGCAAGGUCUACCGUCGCUUUUGCCUAAGAAUCGGUGAGAAUCGGCCGACUUCCCCGUUUGCUUCUCUUCUGAUAUCAGGGAUGCUUUUUGUAGUGGUAUCGUUUGCUCUCUUUUCUCACUUUGACUACCUGUCAUUCAGGGAUAACUCAUCAUUUAUCACAUGAGGAUUUUAAAAAUUCUAUUUGGCUCAUUUGAAUAUCCAAAUUUUCUUGGUUCCAGUACUUUUUUUUUUCUUUUGAGGGGAAAAAAGGAGGAGAAAAACAGGAGUGAUGUAAUUUCUUUUUCAUCUAUUCUAAUUAAAGAAACAAGGGCAGGUCAUAUUGUGGCAUAUUAAUGCAUUAGGCUUAAUCUAGAACCCCUGUAGCUUUUUGAUGUGUUUUAUUUCUUCUCUCUUUGAAUUCCUGUUUGGUUACUUGGCUUCCAAUGGAGGUGAACUUAACAACCAUACUUGAAUAUUCCGUCUUGACUUUGUAACUGUGGCUACUUGAAAUGAAGUUUAUCUGGGGUUGAUGGAUGAAUGGUAGAUUUUUGCAAUGUCUCAAGGCAAUAGGAUGUGUAUUAUUAAACUGUAGAUAUUCUUAGUACAGUAAAUUUAUGCUGAUAAUUUUAUUUUGUAUAAUUUUUACUUUUUUGUUAAUAUUUUUUCCUCCCACUUUAUUGGUUUGCCUCCUGAGCUACCCUCCUUGCCCUCCCUUCUCCCCCAGUGUUUCAGCAGAUUUAAUUUAGGGUGCCUAGAAAUUGCAAGUAUGUAUCCUUUUUUGAUUUGUAUUUUAUUAUAAUUUACACAAACAACUGGGUUUGUGAACUGUAUUACUCCUGGUAUCUUUAAAAUAUUGUGGGUGUUUUAAUAAAUUUUAUAUUUAUUUUUUGCACUCAAA